GAGAAAACAGGAAAAAGAGGAAGUUUGCUAGCUGAAUUAAAAAGCCUGUAUGUUCUUUACAGCCAGACAAUCACGACUUUCCCAUCCUUCACGAGAGGACACCACAGGAAUCUUGUCAUAAUAUGGAUCAAGAGGAUCACAGACAGCUUUCACUGGAUGUUGAAGAAGAAACAUUUUUCAAGACUAAAGCAUGGAUACCAAGCAUGAGAUUUUUCAAGACAGAAUCUAGAAGAGGGAAUAAAGGCCAUUGGCUUUUUAUGGGUUUCUGUGUCCUUUUCACUGGAAUUAUUGCUAUCACUUUGGUGCAUCAUUCCCUGUGGAUGAGCCGUGAACUGAAGACAACCCAAGAGUAUGUCAAGACCCUGAACAUCUCAUUAACCACAAACAUGGCUGCAAACAGAAAUGGAUUACAAGAAAAAGAAGAAUUUGCUAAACUCACAUCCCACCAGCAAGCUUCAAAGGAAAAUGAUUUUGGGCAGAAAUUUGAAGCAUUUGAGCUGCUGGUGAAAAACUCUAGCACUGAAGAGAAAGACCACUACAUGAAACUUCACACUGAAUUGCAAGCCUUGGAAGAAAAGGUAUAUGAACAUUUGAAACAAGUCCGAUCCUCACUGGAUGUCUUGACCACCGAAAUCAAGAUCCUAAGUAGGAAAGAAGGAAGCAAAGAAGGAAGAGCAGAGCCCACUGCUGACUGCCCCCUAAACUGGCAGAAGUUCCAGAAGAGCUGCUAUUAUGUCUCCUUGAUUCAAAAGGGUUGGAAUGAUUCCCGGGCCUUUUGCUUUGAUAUGCAGUCUGACCUUGUAGUGAUAAACAAUAAAAGAGAAAAUGAUUUCAUCAAGCAGAACAACUUAAUGGGUGCCCUCUGGAUGGGCCUAACUGAAAUACACACAGAUAAUUGGGAGUGGGUGGAUGGCACCAACUACGAAUCUAACUUCAAAUUGUGGGCUCAAGGACAACCAGACAACUGGAAAGGACACCGUCUGUUUGGAGGUGAGGACUGUGUGUCACAACUGUGGACUGGAGAAUGGAAUGAUGAUCAUUGCAACAGACUGUACUAUUUCACUUGUGAGAAGGCUGGGAAUUAGUCUCAGUUACAAAAGAAAUGACUCCUGAUUAAAACAAAAAAAUAUAUAUAAAAGGCACUUAAAUUUGGGAAAUACAGUAGACAUAACAAUAUGUUCUCAAUGUAUUAUUCAUUCAGUGUUGAAUCCAUUUAAUCCAAUGCAAACUUUUGAGGCAAAAUGAGGACUAAUGAAGAAACCAAACCUCCAACCAACUUACAUGCUACUUAGAGUCACCAACCUUUGCAAGUAAUUACCAGGAUUCAUCUUGGUUUAAUAAUAACUUUACAGUACUGAGAAUAAAAAUGGUAGGUCUGGGCUUUAGGACUAGAUAUCAAACAAACCUAUGCUCCUGCCACUUACACAUAGGACUGGAGCUCUUUGGAUAUAUUCUGUUAUGUUCCUUUCUUUUUUAUUUCUGGGAAUAUUUUAUGCAUACUAAUCUUUGCAUGACAUGCUCAUCUUUUCUCUGUAGUCUGGUUGAGAAGAUCAUUUUCAAUUUGCAAUAUUUAUCUUUAAAUUUUUUUGUAAUGGAGUCUGGGAGCUGGAUGCUAUUUUAAUCUUGCUCUGUGAAUUACCUCUUUAAUGCUGUUGUUUCAAAAGCUGUUCUUUUCAGUCUUGAAAUAAUUAUACUGAUUUUAACAAAGUAUAAAGAAAAAAAUGACCAGCAACCAGUAAUAUUUUUGACAUAAAAUGGUGGUGGCCUCAUGGACCUGGCAAAGAGACAAUGUCAGAAAGAAUGGGGUCAUCCUGAGAAAAUACCUAUUAAAUGGUCCCAUGCAGAAGGGUUGUAUGCAUGUUUCACAGAUAGUUGAGAGAGAGAUGAUUAAGCACUUACACAGCAACAAUUAUGAGUCGUUCUCCUCUGCUUAAAUCCUUUGGCAUGGGUACUUGGUCACCUGCAAUCUUUGAAGGUUUCUGGCUUUGAUCGACUCAAGGAGUUAAAGUGAGCUCAGAUGGUGUUCCAUCUGACCACAGGUGAGAGGAAGUCAGCAUCAUGAAUGUGCAGGCAGUGAAUGUGGCAGAGAAAAGAUCAUUGGAGCCUCUUGGAAAGAGACAUGGAAGACUGGAGUGGCUUUUGAGGGCAGCCAAGAAAGGAGAUGACCUCUAGUAAACCUCACAUGAAGGAGCAAGGGAGUGUUGCUACAUUUCAUAAUGUGUUGGGCUACCAGCAUCAGUGAUAAUAACGUCAGCAGAAUAAUACAAUAAAGAAUAUCUCACAAAAUGAAGAUCUAGCAACAUAUUGUCAUGUGGUACAGUAAAAAUAUCAGAGGACAGUACAGUAUUAAUGGUAUAUGUCCUCAUCCUGCUAGAUUUCUCCUCUGCCUUUGACAUGGUCAGCCACCAAAUCCUCCUCCCAACACUUACUGGCCUUGGCAUCAAUGGGACUGUCUUCAGGUGGUUUGAGUCAUAUAUCUUUGACUGAUCCUACCAUAUGUCCUGUCUUGGAAAGAUUUGAAAGAUUCAGCAGGCAAGCACAGGGGUUCCCCAAUGAUCAUGAGAAAUUUGAGAAAUGGGAGGAGACUAUUCAGAUCAUCAAGCUUGCUGGUUUAGCUAAUAGCUAAGCUAAGUUGUAGCUGAGAUUCUUCUUAAAGGUUGUCAAGGUUUCUCCUCCAACUACACAACUUGAUAGUUUAUUCCAGUGUCCCACAACUCUUUGCGUAAGGAAGUGUUUCUUGGAUUCAAUCUUAAAUGCAUUUCCCAUUAAUUUCCACUGAUAUCCUCAAAUAUGUGAUUCACCCUUAAGCUGAAAGAAUAAUGUUGUAUCCACUUUAUCAGUGCCUUUGAGGAUUUUAAAUGUCAUGAUUAGGUCCCCACGCAGUCUCCUCUGCUCUAGACUAAUCAGGUUUAACCAUUCCUUGUAUGCAUCUGUUUGUUCUCCUCUGCACAACUUCCAGUGCUGUUAUGUCUUUCUUGUGCUGUGGUGACCAGACCUGCACACAGUACUCUAGAUGCAGUCUUACUAGUGCAUGAUAUAGUUUGAGCAUAAUAUCCCUUGACUUAAAUUCAACAGUUCUUAUGAUAUAACCUAAUAUUUUAUUUGCCUUUUUAAUCACUUCUGUACAUAGCUUAGUCAAUGAAAAAGUUGUGUCAACAUAAACCCCUAAAUCUUAUUCAUAUGUUGCUUCAUGCAGACAGUAUAAUUGAUGUUCCUUUUGCCUACAUGUAGCACAUUUCUACAUUAAACUGCACUUUCCAGGUGUUCA
Molecule: messenger RNA, 3268 nt
Organism: Erpetoichthys calabaricus (reedfish)
Lineage: Eukaryota; Metazoa; Chordata; Cladistia; Polypteriformes; Polypteridae
Product: asialoglycoprotein receptor 1-like
Exons: 10
Coding region: 123-1085 (320 amino acids)
Source: RefSeq, a predicted model, not a curated record